AUGGCAACCCAAGUCUUGGAAUGUGGCGGGGUCGUGACGUAUCAAUUCCUUUGUGGCACGGAGAUAGCCAAGGAGGAUCGCUUUGCGAAGCAGAUGGCCAACUACUGCUACCUGGUGGUAAACACGUUGGAUCGCUCAGCCAUUGCAGUUGAUGCGGUCUGGGACGUACGAGGCCUGCAUCAACUGGCCGCUGAGCUGGGGGUGCGCUGCCUAAUCUGUUCUGUACAUAUGAGACGUGCGGGGUGA
This is a messenger RNA of Symbiodinium pilosum, 246 nucleotides long. Lineage: Eukaryota; Dinophyceae; Suessiales; Symbiodiniaceae. The record is from the annotation of a GenBank genome assembly.